AUGCGAGUGGCAAGUUUAACCAUUCCCAGACCAACAUUGAAAUAUAAUGAUUGGAAUCAUGUGUCACUUGUAAUUAAGAGUUCAUCAGGGCCUUAUAUUAUUAGCAGUUGGCCAUUUGCAUUUCCUCGAUUUAAAUAUAAAGAAGAUGAAAUUUUAGAUAUUUGUAUUUAUGUCUCAAGAAAUGUUGAUGAUCUGUAUUCGGGUAGUGCAGAAAUAUAUCAAAUAAUAAAUUUCCCCUGCAUAUUACUUAAAGAUCUAAAUAUUUAUGGUAAAAAACAAUGGAUAUUGGGACUUAAAAGUAAAAGUGAUUGUACUAGUGAUUUGUUGUCAGAAAGGCCAGAAAAUGCAGUGUGUAUAAUAAAGGAAAUGGAAGAAAUGGCUAGAAGAAGUUUUACCAUACCUAAAAUAUAUUUAAUAUUCUGUUCAUGCAAUAAUACAAUUAUGAAUAUUGAAGAACAGUUUUGUGACUACAAUGAAUCAUUUGAAAAAAUAAAUAUUAAAUGUUUACCUAAUAGUGAUACUGGGGAUAAUGAAUUAGAAAAUAAAGUAGAUAAUAUGCAUCAUGAAAAUACAGAUACUCUAUUGAGUAAUAGGAUAAAACCGGAUGAUUCAAUUUCAAAAAUAUCUGGUAAAACUUCUGGAUCUAAUAAUGUAGCAAGAACUAAUCUAAUCAAGCAAAACAUUUCACAUAAUAGCAUUGAUAUAUCUCAUGCAAUUGCAAUGAUUCAAAAACAUAGAGAAAAAAGUUUGGUAAAUCUCAAAUUUUCAAAUAAUGAUCAGUUAGAUAGGGUUAGUAAUGAAUAUGAGUCUUAUCUGUAUAAUAAUGAACAAAAUAUAGGUCAAGAUAAAUGCGAUACUAAUACCAUUAUUAGUAGGAUUUUUGAAGGUAUAACACAAAAGCUAGGUAAAGUUUGUGAUUCUAAAAGUGUAAUUUCAAGAGAUUAUUCAUUAAACACGAAAAUAUUACUAGAGAAAAAGAUUACUCAAGAAAAGCUACUACUGUUACAGUAUUAUUUCUCAACUUGGCGUAAUAGGGUGAAACAAAGACAAUUAGUUAAAAGCAGUAGAAUAAAUACUGAAAAAAUUAAAGGAAUUUGCAAGAUUUCUAAUAUUAUUGAUAAUAAGGGGAGUUUUCUCAAAAUAUUUACUUUAAAUAAAUUAAUUCACAAUUAUUUAUUGAAAAAAACUGAAGAUAUACAUAGAGAAGAACUAAAACAUUACAUGAGAGAAAAAGAAAAUUUAAUUUUAGACUUUGAAAAAAAACUAAAAAUAAUUAUUUUUGAAAAUGAAAAUAAGCAAAAAGAAAAUAAAUUUAAGGUAGAAAAGCUUAUGGAGGAUUUAUCUAUAGGGGAAAGGCAAUAUAUAGAUGCCAUGAAUAAACUAGAAUUAGUUGAUACUCUAAAUAGAAAUAUUCAAAAUGAGUUGGAAAAUAAAAAAUUGGAAAAUGAAAGAUUAAUUAAACAAUUUAAGGAGCUAAAGAGCUGCCUGAGUAAAUCAGAAUUAUUGUAUGAAAAAGAGCGUACUAUUUAUGAAGAGAAAUUGAAUUUAAUGACCAAAAGUUAUGAGGAUCUUAUGACAGAAUGCAAUAAUCAAAAAUCGGAACUUAAUAAUCUCAAAGAAGAUGGAAAAAAGGAGAAUUUACAACAAAUUGAAGAAAUAAAAUUAUUAAAGGAAGAGCUAGAUAAUUUGAGGUUUAGAUUAAAUAAUGAAAUUGAAGAAAAAAAUGCAAUUGAAUUUAUAAAGAACAAAUUAGAGACUCAAAUAAGCGAAAAUAGCAAAAUAACCCAACUAUGUGAGGAUAAACUAAAGAAAAAAAUUGAAAAUAUGAAUAAAGAAUAUGAUUUCUUAAAACUUAGAUGUAAUCAAAUAGAAGAGGAGGUGCAAAUUCUACAUGUAAAAAAUAAAGAUUUAUGUAAUGAAAAUAAUACAUUAAAAUCUAAUAAUAGUGAAUUAGAAAAAGAAAAAAGCUCAUUAUUACUAUCAGUAUAUGAUUUAAUAAAUCAAGUGGAAAUAGAAAAAAUUGAAAGAAUUCAAGAACUUGAAAAUUCUAGAAUUUUAUUUCAAAGUAUCAAUUAUAGUAAUGGAAAUAUAUGUAAUCUUAAUAUGCAAGUAGUUGAUAAUGAUAACAAAAAAAGGUUAUAUUCCUCUGAUUCAUCAGAUAAUAAUGAUUUAUUACUAGAAGAUUUAAAAAAAUCAUUUUUUGAAGAAUCUUCAGAAGAUAAUGCUAAAAAAAUUCUGAAUGAAAGUGUUGAUAUUUUUGAACAAUCAGGUAAAUAUUCUGAAGAUUUUACAUAUAAUUUAGAUGAUUUAAUAAAUCAGUAUAAAAAACUAAAUGAGAAGUUUAUUAUAUUACAAAAUGAGUUACAUAAAUACACUAAUAAUUGUUAUUGUCUAAAAAAUAAUAAGUGGAGUAUAGUAAGUAAUAUUGUGCAAGUACAAAUAAUUGAUUGUAAUGUAAGCUUGAAAAAUUUGAAAAUAAAAAAUAAUGAAUUAAAGAUGAAGUUUAAUAAUACUUUAGAAGAACUUAAAAAAACUAAAAGAUUAUAUCAACAUAUGAAAAUUAUUAGAAAUAAACAAACACUAACUAUUAACCAAUAUAUCAGACAAAGAAAUAUUAAAAAUAUCAUAUAUAAUAAAAAUAGGAAUUUUAAGUUAAAAAGAGUCAAUGAAUUGUCUUUAAAUAUACUUUCAUAUGAUAUUCAACAAAUUGAUGGUGGAACUUAUUCAGAAAAUAUUGAUCUACCACUAGAAAGUAAACGACCUGAACAACUUGAAAAAAGGGUACAGUCUCUUAUAAAAGAAUUUAAAAAUAUUCAAAAUCUAAAAAAUUGUGAUGAGAUUCAGCCAUGUAUUAGAAAACAAUUACUCAAUGAAAUAUCAUCAAUAGAUGAAGCAAGCUUUAUUUUUGAAUCAGUAGUUGAAAUGCUUAAAGCAGCAAUAACAGUAAUAAAGCCACAAAAUAAAGAUUUAGAUGAAUCAUUAAAUAAAUCAAUUGAAUCAUUAGAUUCAUUAGAUAAAAUCAAUAUAAUUUCAUCAAAUACAUUAAAGGAGAUAUAUAACACUACAAAUAGUACAGAUCUAAAUCAUGAAUUAAACAAAAAUGUUACUAAUCGUAAUAAUAAUCUAAGUGAAUCAAAAUAUAAUAUGAAUUCUAGUGGAUUAUUAGAUACAAAUCAGCCAAAUUCAUUAAUAGUACGUCAAAAACAUAUACUUCAACCAGUAAAUUCGCAAAUAACACCUAUAAUAUAUCCAAAAACUACUCAAACACUGAAAAAAUCAGUAUCUAAUCAUAUUUAUCAAAAUUGUGAUAUGAUUAGAUACCAGCAUAUCCAUGCAACAAAUAACUCUAAUCAAAUAAACCAACUUCCUAUAAAUCCAAUUAUAUCAAAUACUAAUGUAAAUUUUACUGAUAAUACUAAAAUACCAAGACGUUAUUCAUCACUACCAAAAUAUUCUUUUAGAACAACAGUAAAAUCUAAUAUUGUUGAACAAAAUAAUAUGACAUAUAUAAAUCGUCCAUAUGUACAAAAUACUAAUACAACUAGUUAUUCUAAUAUAUAUAAUUGGAGAAUAUGA
Messenger RNA from Cryptosporidium muris RN66, 3576 nucleotides. RefSeq lists its product as uncharacterized. Lineage: Eukaryota; Apicomplexa; Conoidasida; Eucoccidiorida; Cryptosporidiidae. The transcript has a single exon. The coding region runs from base 1 to 3576 and encodes 1191 amino acids. The record is from RefSeq and is a predicted model, not a curated record.